Malassezia pachydermatis is the source of this 5313-nucleotide messenger RNA. RefSeq names its product beta and beta-prime subunits of dna dependent rna-polymerase. Gene Ontology annotation, cellular component: RNA polymerase II, core complex. Gene Ontology annotation, biological process: transcription by RNA polymerase II. The transcript is spliced from 3 exons. The coding region runs from base 1 to 5313 and encodes 1770 amino acids. The record is from RefSeq and is a predicted model, not a curated record. Gene Ontology annotation, molecular function: DNA binding. NCBI's taxonomy places the organism in Eukaryota, Fungi, Basidiomycota, Malasseziomycetes, Malasseziales, Malasseziaceae.
AUGAUUGGACAUCAAUUUGCGCCUUCCGUCGCGCCGGUCCGUUCGGUGCGCGAGGUUCAAUUCGGAAUUCUGAGUCCGGAGGAAAUUCGAGCCUUUUCUGUGUGCAAAGUCGAGUACCCUGAGGUGAAGGACGAUGCCACUGGAAAAUACAAGGUGGGCGGUCUCUCGGACCCGCGCCUGGGUACCAUCGACCGGAACUACAAGUGUCAGACGUGUGGUGAAGGUAUGGCGGAGUGCCCCGGCCACUUUGGUCACAUUGACUUGGCCCGCCCUGUAUUCCAUGUCGGUUUCCUAGGUAAGGUAAAGAAGCUUCUCGAGUGUGUUUGCGUCCACUGUGGCAAGCUGAAGGCGGAUCCUAUCUCUGAUCCUGUGUUUAAAAGUCUGCUGCAGUCGACACGUACACUGCGAAAGCGCCGUUUCCAACGUGUGUGGGAGUACUGCUCGAAAAUCACGAUUUGUGAAGCGGAUGAAGCGAAGGAAGAGGAUGAGUUUGGUGAUGUAACCCAGCAGAAAAUUGGCCACGGUGGUUGUGGCCGUCUUCAGCCUGCGAUCCGCAAAGAGGCUCUGAAGCUGUUCACCGUGUGGCGCCAGAGUAAGAACGAGGAUGACGAAGAUGGUGGGCGUAUGGCGCAGUCGGAGAAGCGUCCUCUGACCGCGGCGGAAGUGCACACGAUCUUGAAGAAGGUGUCGCCUGAAGAUGUGGUGACGCUCGGUCUCUCGGAAGAGUUUGCGCAGCCUGACUGGAUGGUGCUCACCGUGCUGCCCGUGCCACCGCCUCAGGUGCGUCCAGGUGUGACAGAGUUUGGCAGUGGUAUGGGCCAGGAUGACUUGACGUACAAGUUGGCCGAUAUCAUUAAAGCAAGUGCAAACUUGCGCCGUAUGGAGCAGGAAGGUGCGCCUGCCCAUAUUCUCAACGACUUUGCGGAUCUGCUGCAAUAUCAUGUGGCUACGUACAUGGACAAUGACAUUGCCGGUUUGCCGCAAUCGUUGCAGUCGUCAGGCCGUCCAGUGAAGGCCAUUCGUGCGCGUUUGAAGGGCAAGGAAGGUCGUUUGCGUGGCAACUUGAUGGGUAAGCGUGUUGACUUUUCUGCACGUACCGUAAUUACUGGUGAUCCCAAUCUAGAGUUGGAUCAAGUUGGUGUGCCAAAGAGCAUCGCCCGUAACCUGACGUACCCGGAGCGCGUGACGCCGUACAACCGUGCUUAUCUCUCUGAAUUGGUCCGCAAUGGGCCAAAUGAAUACCCCGGUGCUCGUUAUGUCAUUCGUGAUACAGGCGAGCGCAUUGAUUUGAAAUACAACCGACGUGGCGACAUUGCGCUGCAAGCGGGUUGGAUUGUGGAACGUCAUCUGAAGGAUGGCGACUAUGUGCUGUUCAACCGUCAGCCUAGUCUGCACAAGAUGAGUAUGAUGGCGCACCGAGUCAAGCUGAUGGACUACUCGACGUUCCGUUUGAACUUGAGUGUGACGCCGCCCUACAAUGCCGACUUUGAUGGUGACGAAAUGAACUUGCAUGUGCCACAGAGUGAAGAAGCCCGUGCUGAACUGGCGCAGAUCGCAUGGGUUCCGCGGCAGAUUGUCUCGCCACAGGCCAACAAGCCGGUCAUGGGCAUUGUGCAAGACACGUUGUGUGGUAUUCGCAAGUUUACCCUGCGUGACUGUCUGAUGGACUUUGACCAGGUGCAAAACAUUCUCAUGUGGCUGCCCAACUGGGACGGUGUGGUGCCGCAGCCGUGUAUUCUGAAGCCGAAGCCGUACUGGUCGGGCAAGCAGUUGCUGUCGAUGGUCAUUCCCAAGGGUAUCAAUGUGUUUUUGGGUGAUGCCAAAGCGGCGGCGAACAACUUUGUGAAGGACGACGGUGUGCACAUUGAGAAUGGUGAGAUCAUGUACGGUGUUAUCAACAAAAAAGUGGUCGGUUCCACCGCUGGUGGUCUGAUUCAUAUUAUUUUCCGCGAGCGUGGCCCUGUGGUGUGUCGCGACUUUUUCAGCGGUGUCCAGCGGGUGGUGAACUUUUGGUUGCUGCACAAUGGUUUCUCGAUUGGUAUCGGCGAUACGGUGGCCGAUAAAGCCACGACUGACAAUAUCAACAGGGUGAUCGCGAAGGCCAAGUCGGAUGUCAUGGACCUGAUUCAGGCAGCGCGUCACGACUGGCUCAAGGCCGAUCCGGGUAUGACACUCCGUGAGUCGUUUGAAGCGAAUGUGAAUCGUAUCCUGAACAAGGCACGUGACGAUGUCGGCUCGCACGCCGAGCAAAACCUGCCGGACUGGAACAAUGUGAAGCAGAUGGUGAUUGCUGGUUCCAAGGGUUCGUUCAUCAACAUCUCGCAGAUGUCUGCCUGUGUCGGUCAGCAGUCUGUCGAAGGUAAGCGUAUUCCGUUCGGUUUCCGCCACCGCAGUCUGCCGCACUUUACGAAGGACGACUUUACGCCCGAGAGCCGUGGAUUUGUGGAGAACUCGUAUUUGCGUGGUCUCACAGCCCACGAGUUUUUCUUCCAUGCCAUGGCCGGUCGUGAAGGUCUGAUCGAUACAGCUGUGAAGACGGCCGAGACUGGUUACAUUCAACGUCGUCUCGUCAAGGCGCUGGAGGAUGUGACGAUUUGCUAUGACGGCACAGUGCGUAACUCGACGAACAAUGUGAUUGAGUUUGCGUAUGGUGAAGAUGGUAUCGAUGGUGCGAUGGUGGAGCGUCAGAAGCUGAUCACGCAUGGUCUGAGCGACAAAGAGUUCCGUCGUCGCUUCAAGGUCGACUUGAGCCAUGGCGGUUUCAAGAAAGGCACGUUGCGGGCUGGUCUGGGCGACUGGUCGCCUGAGCUUGAGCAGUUGUUGGACGAUGAGUUCGCACAGCUCGAGCAGGACCGUCAGCUUCUGCGGACAGAGAUUUACCAAACGGACCGCGUCGACACGUACCUACCGUUGAACAUUGCACGUCUUGUACUGAAUGCUCAACAAAUCUUCCACAUCGAUCCGCGCCGCCCCAGCGACCUAUCACCGUUUGACAUUGUGGAAGGAUUGCAGCGUAUCUUGAACAACCUGGUGGUCGUACGUGGUAGUGAUCCGAUCAGUCGCAGCAUGCAGGAGAACGCUACAUUGCUGUUCAAGAUCCAUUUGCGUUCGUUCCUGUGUUCCAAGCAGGUGAUUGAAGUGCAUCAUCUUACGCGAGAGGCCUGGGAAUGGAUUCUGGGUGAGAUUGAAGGGCAGUUUGCACGCAGUGUUGCCCAGCCUGGUGAGAUGUGUGGUACGCUGGCUGCGCAGAGUAUCGGUGAGCCAGCGACGCAGAUGACGCUUAACACGUUCCAUUAUGCUGGUGUCUCGAGUAAGAACGUGACAUUGGGUGUGCCGCGUUUGAAGGAGAUUAUCAACUGUGCCGAGAACAUCAAGACGCCCUCGGUGACGGUGUACCUGCACCCGAAGUACAGUGCGUCGUCCGAAUCGGCCAAGAUCAUUCAAACGGCGUUGGCGUACACCACAUUGCAGACGGUGACGUCGGCGGUGGAAGUGUUCUACGAUCCUGACCCAAGCUCGACAGUGAUUCCAGAGGACCGCGACUUUGUUGAUGCGUUCUUUGCGAUUCCCGACGAGGAAGUCGAAGCGAGUUUGGAGCGUCAAUCGCCGUGGCUCUUGCGUCUUGUGCUGGACCGUGCGCAGAUGCUCGAUAAGAACCUGACCAUGGCAGAGGUGGCGUCGAAGAUUGGAGCCAUGUUCGGCCGUGAUAUCUUUGUGAUGCACUCGGAAGACAAUGCGGAGGAGCUGGUGUUGCGCAUUCGCAUUGUCGACAAUGACCCUGACAAGGAAGUGCAAGGCGAGGAGGAUGUGUUCCUGAAGAGUCUGGCGCAACAGAUGCUCACAGACAUUGCUCUGAAGGGUGUGCCUGGCAUUUCGAAGGUGUUUAUUGUGAAGCAGGACAAGUCGACGCGUCGUUUUGACCCUGAGACGGGUGAGUGGGAUACGUUGAAGGAGUAUGUGCUGGAGACGGAUGGCACGAACCUCAAGGAUGUGCUGGCUGUCGAAGGUGUGGAUGUUUCGCGUACGUUGUCGAACAACUGCGUGGAGGUAUUCCGCGUGUUUGGUAUUGAGGCUGCGCGUGGCUCGCUGCUGAAGGAGAUGCGUAAUGUCAUUGAGUUCGAUGGCUCGUACGUGAACUACCGUCAUCUUGCUCUGCUGGUUGAUAUUAUGACGAGUCAAGGCACGUUGAUGGCCAUUACGCGUCACGGUAUCAACCGUACGAACCAGGGUGCAUUGAUGCGUUGCACGUUCGAAGAGACUGUGGAAAUUCUCAUGGACGCUGCAUCGAUGGGCGACAAGGACGAUUGCCGUGGUGUCGGCCAGAAUGUGCUGUUGGGUCAGAUGGCGCCGAUGGGUACAGGUGCCUUUGAGCUGAACAUGGACAUUGAGAUGCUCAAAGAUGUGAUUGUCAACCGUGACCAAUCGUUCACGAACCUGUGGGCAUCCAAGCUGGGCAUGGACAGCGACGAGAUGGGCGGACGCACGCCGGGUGGCAUGACACCCUACGACUCUGGUGCGCCCGAGAUGGACGAUUUCCGUGUGCAGCAGCAGGCGAUGUUCUCGCCACUGGUGCAGGUCGGUGGCGACGAGGGCGGCUAUGGCGACUACCUGAGCGCCGGGCAAAGUCCCAUGCGGACGCCGCUGGGUGCACAGAGUCCUGGAUAUGGAUAUGCACCUACGUCGCCAGGCUACGUGCCGACCAGUCCGGCGUAUGCGCCAACGAGUCCUGCGUUGGGUGCGAUGAGCCCGUGGGUCGGUGCUGGUGGUGGAGCCACAAGUCCUGCGUACAGUCCGACUUCGCCUCGUAUCUUGGCCGGUGGUGCGACGAGUCCAGCAUACAGUCCUACAAGCCCCAGUUACUCGCCUACCAGUCCGAUGAUUGGCGCGACAAAUGCGCGCAGUACGUACACGUCGCGGAUGUCGCCGGCGAGCCCCAGCUAUUCGCCGACAUCGCCGGCCUACUCGCCCACUUCGCCUGCGUACUCGCCGACAUCGCCGGCAGCUGGGCCCAAGAGUCGACGACCUACUGCAGGACCCAAGUACUCGCCGACCUCACCACAAUACUCGCCGACCUCGCCGCAGUACUCCCCAACGUCGCCGCAGUACUCGCCCACGUCGCCACAGUACUCGCCUACAUCGCCACAGUACUCACCGACCUCACCGCAAUAUUCGCCGACGUCGCCACAGUACUCGCCCACGUCCCCCCAAUAUUCGCCUACCUCUCCUCAAUACUCACCUGGUGGUGCAGGUGCUGGCGGCGCUGCGUCGCCGCGUCGCAGUCGUAUGUCGAGCAAACCCACAUGGCAACGUUAG